GGUCAGUAAGUUUUAAGCUGUCGUUGGGUGAAAAAUUGGAUCUUUCUGGGGAAGAAAGGAGGCCAAGAAAAAUGGCAUUACAGGCUGCCGGGGUUUCAACCUCCAAGGUGCUCGUCCUCGUUGGAGCAGGCUUGACCGGUUCUAUCGUUUUGAGGAGCGGGCGAUUAUCUGAUCUUAUUGCACAGCUUCAUGAGUUGUUGAAGGGUGUAAACGAAGCUGAGAUUUUGUCAGAGAAAUAUGAUGGUGCACUUAUCAGAGAUCAGAUUCAACAAUUGGCUCGAGAAAUCAGGGAGUUAACCUUAUCUGGCCCUGUAACCAUCUUCAAGGAGAACUCUGCCUCCAGUGGGAAUUAUGCUUCAUAUUUAGUUCCAGCUGCUGCACUUGGUGCAAUGGGCUAUUGUUACAUGUGGUGGAAGGGCUGGUCAUUAUCUGAUGUAAUGUAUGUAACAAAGCACAAUAUGGCAAAUGCUGUUGCAACUGUGUCCAAACAAUUAGAGCAUGUCCAUGAAACAUUGUCUUCUACAAAAAGGCAUCUGACAAAGAAGCUGGAAAACUUGGAUUGGAAGAUGGAGGAGCAGAAGGAAAUAAGUGAGCUUAUUGCAAAUGAUGUGAAUGAGGUGAAAUCAAACCUUUCUCAAAUUGGGUUUGAUGUUGAAUUAAUUCAUCAAAUGGUCGCUGGGUUGGAAGGGAAGGUUGAGCUUAUUGAGAGCAAACAGGAUGCCACCAACUCAGGUCUAUGGUAUCUAUGCCAAGUAGCAGAAGGCUUCAAAGAUGGGUUGGAUACUAAACCAUUUCAGAAUGUCUCUGCUAAGCUAGGAAAGCAUUCAACAAUGGCUUUUGAGGAUAAAUCACUCAAGGGCCUACAAUUCCUUGCUGACACAAAAGAGCCAAGCGUGACUGAGAAAUCAACGACAAGCGCGAAAAAGAAUGAUCCUGACAACUUACCUGGGGAAAAGGUUCCAAGAAUGAAAACAAGAAUACACAGGUCAUAUCCAGUUGGGAUUUCUUUGACCCGGGACAUAACGGGCUCAGAUUUGUGAUUUUUUUCUUCUUUAUUUUUUGGGGUUUGUUUUUCUUCAUAUGUGAUUUAUUUUAUGAAGGGCCCCCUUCAUAUUGAUUCUUGCUGUAGUUUCUGGGACUCAUUUGUAUUUCAUUUGUGAGCAUGGGUGUGUAAGUUCUCUGCUUAGGAAAGUGCAGGGAUUGCAAUUGCGAUGACUUCAUUGUCAUACAUGUGUAAAAUAAAGUCAAAUAAUCUGUGUUUUGUGAUGACGUUUGGAAUAUAUGAAAACUCUGGUUUGCCAAGAAA
This is a messenger RNA of Prunus mume (Japanese apricot), 1306 nucleotides long. RefSeq names its product golgin family A protein (DUF1664). The record is from RefSeq and is a predicted model, not a curated record. Lineage: Eukaryota; Viridiplantae; Streptophyta; Magnoliopsida; Rosales; Rosaceae.